AUGUUUCGAGUCGAGCUUCUUCCUUCAAAUUCCCACGCCCAACCGGGCUGGUCCUACGUCGCCGACCGAGGCUUAGGCCCAUCCAAAGCCGCCACAGCCCCAGCCCUCGGCCGCAAACGCGGUAUUCGCGACGCCGGCAAAGGCGGCGACAUCUCCUCACGACGCGCCAAUGCCAUCGCGCGACACAUUGCCGAACUUGACCGCGAGAAUCAACGUGAUGUGGCAAUCCCCGUCCCCGUGAAACAAACCAAGGAAGCCGGAGCGCGCAAGACCCGCGAAAAGACCACCUCGAACGUGCGCCGCAUCCUGAUGUCACAAAAGACUUUCAAGAAUCAUCUCGAUGACGAGGAAGCUGCCAUCGCUGCCGGUGGGGGUGGCCUCAGUGCCGUGCAGAUUGGAGGGGGAGGGGCCAAUAUGAACGCAGCUGCGGUGGCUGCUGCUGUGAAGGCAGGCAAAGAUGCAGUCGCGGCGACGGUUGCGCGACGAAGCUCUACACCUAUAACGACUUCUUCCACCCCAGCCGCACGUCGAAAGAGACCUUCUGCUGCGGUUACUGCGACAUCAACACCUACCCCUGCCCCUUCACAACCGGACACGACCGAUGCAGAGACCGAGAAUGAUGCGGAAGAACCGAAGCCGAAGCUGUUGAAGACCGAAUAUGACAACGACCCGCUUCUACAAUCUUAUGCUCCCAAUAUGCCAUCAGAUCGCAUCAUGCAGCUCCUUCUUGCUGAACCGGCACUUUCUUACAAUGCAUCGCGUGUUGCGCCACCGCACGCUUCACAGCCGCCGCGGAAUUUCUGCUACAUGUGUGGGUAUUGGGGCAAGAUUCGGUGCAAAAAUUGCCAUGUGCGAACAUGUGGACUUGAUUGCUAUCGUCUUCAUGAGGAUUCGAGAUGCGGUGCCUUCUUUUAG
Messenger RNA from Penicillium waksmanii, 915 nucleotides. RefSeq names its product putative HIT finger domain protein. Bases 1 to 915 code for a protein of 304 amino acids. The transcript has a single exon. Gene Ontology annotation, cellular component: Swr1 complex. NCBI's taxonomy places the organism in Eukaryota, Fungi, Ascomycota, Eurotiomycetes, Eurotiales, Aspergillaceae. Gene Ontology annotation, molecular function: nucleosome binding. Gene Ontology annotation, biological process: chromatin remodeling. The record is from RefSeq and is a predicted model, not a curated record.